AUGGCAUCCGACGGAGCUCGGCCACAAGUCCGACGGCCAGACCAUCGAGUGGCUCCUAGGCCGAGCCCUCAAUCAUCGCCGCCACCGGAACCGGAACCACUCCCGCCAGCUUCUCCUCCGUUUCCGUCUCCGUACGCGGCGGUGCUGGCUCUCUCUCUUCUCCUUCCUCCACCUCCGCAUCAUCUUCGCUCGACCACAAGCCCUUGCUCGCUCCCACUCCCUUCAUACUCGGCAAACUCCUGGGAUGCCAUAGAUGGCUCCCCUUUGCCUGAGCAAAUAUGCAAGCCUUUUGCUGUCAAUGCUUGCGAUUGCCAUAUUUAUGUCGUGGGCCGAAAUCUUCAUGUUGCUGUUGGUCAUAUCUCUAGACUGCUUUCAGACGAAAAAUGGAGCUUCAGUGUUCGGUGGCAUGUAAUCGAUGCACCGGAGAGUUUAUCUGAUCACACUCCUUCAAGCUCUCAGAAUUGCAGAACUGGAAGUGCUGAAUUUGCUGCUUCUGGAUUUGGUGAAAUCGAAAAAGCUAAAGAACUAGUUGAAAUAACAGAACUAACUGCCUCAGAUUCCGACAGCAACACCAUUACUAGAAAACUCAGAAGGAGAGAGAUGGUGGAAGGACAGGUAUUUCGGGUACCUUUGGAGGAGUUGGCUAAAGUUAAAUCUAAAGAGGGAAAGAUACUCACUAAACCCUUCUUGAAUGUAUGCAAAAGUGUCUUACCGGUUUUAGACAUGUUAGGGGGAGCAUUUUCAUUUGUAAAAUCUGAUGUUGGUGGUAACAUAUUGAGAUUGGAGUCUAGGUAUGAGUCCAACCCUUGUGAAUACAAACUUCUAUACAGAGUAGUGGAGAAAGAAAUUGAAGAUAAAAUACACAAGUCUUCAUCUAGCUGCACUAAUGCCCUACUAUGGUUGACAAGGGGAAUGGAUUACAGUGUAAAAAUGUUCAGCAACUUAGAGGAACAUAAGAAUUGGAGCAUGCAAGAAGCUUGCAAUGAUUCAUACAACAAGACACUCAAAAGCUGGCAUGGCUGGUUAGCUAUUAAGACUUUCCAUGUUGCAAUGAAGCUUCUUCCAGAUAGAGAAAAAUUCAUGCAAGUGCUUUGUGGUGGAGGGGAAUUUGGACCUGAAAUGAAAAAAUUUUGUACCGAUUUUUCUUCAGUGCUUGAGGAAAAUCACAAAUUUCUGGCUAGUAUUGGAAUGGAUAACUUAAAAGCUUAA
Arachis duranensis is the source of this 1209-nucleotide messenger RNA. Its product is annotated as glycolipid transfer protein 1-like. Gene Ontology annotation, biological process: ceramide transport; intermembrane lipid transfer. The transcript is spliced from 10 exons. The coding region runs from base 1 to 1209 and encodes 402 amino acids. The record is from RefSeq and is a predicted model, not a curated record. Gene Ontology annotation, cellular component: membrane; cytosol; cytoplasm. Lineage: Eukaryota; Viridiplantae; Streptophyta; Magnoliopsida; Fabales; Fabaceae. Gene Ontology annotation, molecular function: ceramide 1-phosphate transfer activity; ceramide 1-phosphate binding.